UUUACCCUUUCACCCACGUGAAACAGUUGGGUCGCAAUUCGUCGUAUUUUGUAAUUUUCUUUGUUGUAAAAUGCCUAAGAAAAAGACAGGGGCUCGAAAGAAAGCCGAAAAACAAAAAGAACGCCAGCGAGGAAUAAGAGAAGGUCGUGAUAGACCUAUUACGGAAUAUUUUUGCAAUGUGAUAAUGGAAUGUGAUAAGUGCAAAAGACGACAGAAAAAUCGAGCUUUUUGUUAUUUUUGCUCAUCAGUUCAGAAGUUACCUAUCUGUGGAAACUGUGGAAAGACAAAAUGUAUGUCUAAGAGUGGAGACUGUGUUGUUAAACAUGGAACAACUUUUACAACUGGCUUUGGGAUGGUGGGAGCUAUUUGUGAUUUCUGUGAGGCUUUUAUCUGCCACGGCAAAAAAUGUUUAACCACUCAUGCUUGUGAAUGUGCCAUUAGAGAUGGUGAAUGUAUUGAGUGCGAACGAGGUGUCUGGGAUCAUGGUGGACGUGUUUUUGUGUGUUCUUACUGUGCAUCAUAUUUGUGUGAAGAUGACCAAUUUGAGCAUCAAGCCAAAUGCCAAGUACUUGAGUCUGAGACAUUAAAAUGUGGUUCCUGUAACAGAUUAGGUCAAUACUCAUGCCUCAAGUGCAAGGCAUGUUACUGCGACGAUCACGUCAAAAGAAAAGGAGUUAAGUACGUUAGAGGACAGCCUAUACCCUGUCCAAAAUGUGGAUACCAGACCAAAGAGACCAAAGAUCUGAGCAUGUCCACUCGUAACUACGCGUAUUCUCGUCAACGAAAUGAUGUGGACAACGACGACGAUGAUGACUACGGGUCCAGCGGUUUCAGUUACGGGUCAAGUGGGUUCAGUUACGGGUCAGGCGGGUAUGCUUACGGGACAUCCCACUACGCAGAUAAUGAAGACGAAGAUGAAGAUGAUAGUGAUGAGGAUGAUGACGAGGAGGAAGAGGAGAAAGAAGAAAUUGAUGACGAUGACGAUGACGAUGACAAAGAAGACAAACAGGAAAGAAGUGACAUGGUGGACGACAAGUUGUCUGAAUUAAAAGUUUCAGUGUCUUGACUAAACUCAAAGGUUUUCUUGGAAUUGGACGACUCUUUAUUAUCUGCAGAAACUGGCGUUUAUGCAAAGAAUAUUUUAUUAUUGCAGAAGAAUAAAAUAAUGAAUUAAAUAACAGAGAAGAGUCAGUAGAAUCGUACCGGUCAAAAGUUUGAAAAUGAACUGACAUUUGUAAUGUUUGUCCUUGCACAUGUGAGCAUUGUAAAGACUUAUAAUGUUUUUGAAUUAGCGCCUUGACUAGAGGAAAAUUGCGCGAAUUCUUUUCUCAUUCGCAUGUAAAAUCUUUGAUUACGUGAGGCCCGAAGACUGGCGCGUGAUCCUCAGAACCAAAAAGGCAAAAUAAUCUCGCUUAAGUAAACAGCUCUACUUCCGCGCAGUGUUUCUCUCUCGAAUUGCUGUUUCAGUUGCCGACAAUUUAAACAGAAAGUUAAUACUCAAGAGGAAGAAAAUUGGAAAAGUCGAUUGUUAAUGAAAAAUUUGACAUGGUGCGAUGACUUCCAUUAUAUCAUAUUUUAACAGGGGCUCAACAAAGAAAUGUAUCUUUCUUUAAUUGUUUUAUUUUCGGGAAAAAAAAAAUUAAAUCAAAACAAAAAAAAAAACAUUUCAAAAGUGCAAUAACAAUUUUCAAACUGGAUACAUGUGAUUCGCAAGUUAGCCCGCGGAAAACCUGAAUUAGCAAUCCGUGAAGUAGCCAUAUUAUGUUCGUUCGACAUCGGAUUUUUACAGUUUACAACAAUUUUAUGUUUUCGUUCAAAACAUUUAGAUCGUGAGUUCCAAAAGAUAGGUAAUGUGUUUGAUUGGUAACACUGUAUGCCUCUGCUAAGAUACGUGACAAAUUUUUAAAUCAGUUUUUGUGUUGAAAAUAAAUAAUCGAUUUCAUUCAAAUAACAAUGAAAAGCAAGUUUGUCGGCUGUAGUACAUUUGAUUGUCAUUCUUAGUUUUAUUUAUUAACAAUUUUACAAGGUUACUUUAACACAUUCAU
Pocillopora verrucosa is the source of this 2045-nucleotide messenger RNA. Its product is annotated as zinc finger protein 330 homolog. Lineage: Eukaryota; Metazoa; Cnidaria; Anthozoa; Scleractinia; Pocilloporidae. Gene Ontology annotation, molecular function: zinc ion binding. The record is from RefSeq and is a predicted model, not a curated record. Gene Ontology annotation, cellular component: nucleus.